AUGCCCUUGUCCACCCACAAAAAGCAGGCGUCGGCCUCAUCUCUCGCCAAUUCCGCAACAUCCCCAAGCGUUGAUCUUAGUCCUGAACUUGUACCAGUUGUCACGCUUUUGCUGGCCCAGAGUCAUCGUCGAUACAUUGAGUCAAACUUUAUGCUACUUCGUGAUUUAAACAAUGAGGGCCAGCCGUCAGAUCGCAGCUGGUAUGAAGUUUAUGGGGUUUUAUCAGGUUUCCAAUUAGCAAUGUGGGAUGCUGAUCUGUUAUCUAAUUCUCGCGGAAAGAAAGAGAAUUUCACUAAAGCUACCAAGAAACUCGAGUAUCUUAAUCUUGCCGAUGCCACUUUCAAGCCCUUACUUAGUAUGCCAUCGUCAGGAAAGCCUUUGAACAAUGUUAUUUUGGUAUCGACAACCAUGAAAAAUCGAUUCAUUCUUCAAUUCAAAACCAAGGAGUUGCUCUUCAAAUGGCAUGCGGCAUUCAGACUUGCUUCCUUUGAAUAUGUACUGCUUCAAGAGGCAUAUACCGGAGCCCUUCUUUCUGCCAAAGGUUCCCGGUUGUCAGAUAUUAAAGUGAUAUUGGCAGAAUCAAAAUACAAUUAUGAACAUUGGGCCCUCAUUCGUUUUGGAGCUGGUGGGUCGUAUAGAAAAUAUUAUGUAGUGGUGGAAACUCACCCAAAGAAAAAGAAAAUGCCUAAUGGUCGUAUUUUGGUUUAUGAACACGACAAAAUCAAAAGGGCACCUCUCGUUGCGGAAAUUGUAUCCAGUUCGGCUGUUUAUGCAGUAUAUCCAAAUGCCCCUCAAAUGGUGGAUACCACCACUUUAAUAAAGGUUGAUGGGAAAGUGGUUUUCAACAAGAAAGAAGGCGCAAUUGAGAGUAGUGUAUUCUUCAUGCCAGAAACCCAUUCAUCGGUUCCAGGUUAUGACACAUUAAUUCGUUUUUUGAUACCUGCACUUGAUGCAUUUAAAUUAUAUGGUCGUCCUAAAAAGCUCAAUGCUGACAAAAAAGAUCCAGACUCGUUGUUAUUCGGGUUGCCUGUCUUACCUCAUGUUCACUACCUUCAACUUGAAGAGGCUCAAAAUAUUGCUGAUCCAUUGUCGGCAAUGAUGUGGCCUGUGUCUGAAUGGACUUCUCACUUAAAGGACUUACUUAAGCAAAAGAUGAUGGAGGGCUAUUCUGGUUGUGGCUCAACUCAUGGAAUUGACGGUGCGUUGAACUCCCCUGCCCUUGGAAGUCCAGCUAUGCGAACUGAUUCCCCAACUCAUCCAAAUUUUGUUCCAACACCCAAAAAGAAGAGGUUCAGUGGUCUUAAUGAUAGUAAGGAGUCUACUGUUCUUGCCGACAAUAAGUCCAUAAAUAUGAAUCAUUCAAAUAUUUCGUUAGAUUCCAAACCCCUUCAAGCAUAUAACUCUUAUGAAGCACCAAAUCCCUAUGGUCAGUCUUCACUCGAUAAUUCACCUUAUAACAACGGUAAGCCUUCUGCACCUGGAAAUCAAUUGCCUUUACCAUCUGAUCGCAGCAACAAUAAUUUAGAUUCAUCAUCUGAUUCUAACUUUUACAAUACAGCCGUGAUUGGAAAUAACUCUGGAGCCCCAUUAUCCUUAGGUAAGGGAUUGCCAUUACCUUUGGAUAAUAUGGGUCAAUUGCCGCUACCCUCUGAUAUGAAGAAUAUGAAUGGAUUGAGCAACAAUAAUAUCAGUAUUAACAAUCCAUAUGACCCAUAUCAAACAAAUCAAUACGAACUGCAACAAGGCAAACCAUCCUCGAAAAAUAUGCUCCAACAUUUACAAAUACCAUCGGAUAAAGCUAAUUUAGCGAUUGAUCAAGAUCCGCCAAAUAAAAGAAUGUCUGAAAUCACUCAAAUUUAUAGUGAUUAUGCCAAAUUACCUUCUCCAGGGGAUAGUAAUUUGACCUUUGCGUUGAAUAAGUUAAGUGUUAAUAUGGAAGUUGACGAUGAUGAUUUUGAUCUUGAUCAUAUCCUAUCACAAACGAAAGUUCAGGAAAAACGUAACAGUAAACUUGCCAUUGAUAUCUUCAAUCCAGAUUACUCUGAAGCUCUCCUAUCACCUUCAUUAGAUAGUACAAAUCCAUUCAGUUCAAGUGUGAGAAACAGCAGAAGCAGCGCCAACAUACCUGCUCCUAUUAUGAAUUCACUAGCAGCUUCAACCUAUGGUAAAAGCCAUGAAAGUAUUAAUUCAAGCAAUAGUAAUCCAACCCCUUAUGGCAAUCCAAAUAACACAGGAAUAGCUAACAAUGGUGGUGGUUAUUUUAAAUCCUCAGUGCAAGGUAAGAGAGUUUCUCAAAAUGCUCAACCUACUUUACCGCAAAUCAACAUUGAUGAUGAUGAUGAUGAAUUUGGAGGGGCAGGUGUUCCUCUCUCCAGUCGUGGACCUAAUGGUCCUCGCGCAUUACCUAAUAAUGUUUCACAAAAUGGUAUGGGAUCUCCAUAUGGUAAUUAUGGUGGAUACCACUAA
Molecule: messenger RNA, 2466 nt
Organism: Saccharomycopsis crataegensis
Lineage: Eukaryota; Fungi; Ascomycota; Saccharomycetes; Ascoideales; Saccharomycopsidaceae
Product: Caf120 protein
Exons: 1
Coding region: 1-2466 (821 amino acids)
Source: RefSeq, a predicted model, not a curated record